Messenger RNA from Aphis gossypii (cotton aphid), 2138 nucleotides. Its product is annotated as delta-aminolevulinic acid dehydratase. The transcript has 8 exons. Lineage: Eukaryota; Metazoa; Arthropoda; Insecta; Hemiptera; Aphididae. Gene Ontology annotation, cellular component: cytosol. The coding region runs from base 471 to 1472 and encodes 333 amino acids. Gene Ontology annotation, biological process: heme biosynthetic process. The record is from RefSeq and is a predicted model, not a curated record. Gene Ontology annotation, molecular function: porphobilinogen synthase activity; zinc ion binding.
ACAACUGAUAUAAGACAACUCAACGUCGUCUCGUCAUGCUUAUAAAUUACUAAAAUAUUUUGUGUGACGUAACACGUAAAUGACUAAUGAGUUAACGUCUAACGAGUUCGAAGCUCCGACAAUAUGACGAUUCACGACAAAAAGAAAAGCACUUUAACUAUCACUAUUCUCUAAUCACCAUAAUUGAUACUUGCCAAAUAACUAUUAAAAUUGAAUUAAUAAUUGCUAAUAAGUAAUAAGACAUAUAAAAUGAUGAGUAACUACUAAAUGAAUUAUCGUUUAACACUCGGUGUCAGUGAAAUGUUCAAUUAAAAUGCAUGCAAUUUCUUAUAUUAAAUUAAUAUCGUCAUUCAUCACUGAGUAGUUUGAUAAUUAUUUAUGUAAAUAAUUGCAACAUUAGAGCAGUUUUAAUUCUAUUUGAGUUCUAAUUUUUUGGUUCUUGACUGUUGAUUCGUGUUGAUUUUUAUAAAAUGAGUUAUACAAAUAAAGUUAUUCAUAGUGGAUAUUUUAAUGACACUCUUAGACAAUGGCAGUGUCAAAACACUCAAAUUACUUCUUUAAAUUUAAUGUAUCCUAUUUUCAUUUUAGAUGAAAAAGAUGUAAGGGAAGAAAUAAAAUCAAUGCCAGGUAUCUAUCGACAAGGAUUAAACCAUAUCAAAGCCAUGUUGGAUCCAGUUGUUGAGUCAGGCCUUAAAUCUAUCUUAAUUUUUGGUGUGAUCAAUAAACUAUCAAAAGAUCAAUAUGGAACACAUGCCGAUUCUUUUGAAAAUCCAGUUAUUCAAGCCUUACCAUUAUUAAAGGAGUGGUAUCCAAAUCUUGUAAUAGCUUGUGAUGUAUGUCUAUGUCCAUACUCAUCUGAUGGGCACUGUGGAAUAGUAGAAAACAAGCAAAUAGACAAUGUAAAAAGCAUUAAAAGGAUUGGAGAAAUAGCAUUAUCAUAUGCUCUUGCUGGUGCAGAUAUUGUGGCUCCGUCUUGUAUGAUGGACGGGCAUGUAACAGCUAUUAAACAGAGUUUAAUGAAAGAAAAUUUGUUGAGUCGAGUUAGUGUUUUAUCAUACUCUGCAAAAUUUUGUUCUGUAUUUUAUGGACCAUUUAGAGAUGCUGCAAAUUGUGCACCAAGUUUUAGUAAUCGCUCUUCAUAUCAAAUUCCAGUAGGGAGUUCAAGUAUUGCAGAAAGAGUAGUGGAUAGAGAUAUCUCUGAAUCUUGUGAUAUGACUAUGGUUAAACCUGGUAUGAUGUACUUAGACGUAGUAAGAAAAGUUAAGGAUAAGCAUCCAAAUAUACCAAUAUUUAUUUAUCAGGUAUCUGGAGAAUAUGCAAUGUUGUAUCAUGCUGCACAAGCUGGUGUAAUACAGUUAAAAGAGGGUUUAAUUGAAAUACUAAGAAGUAUGCGACGAGCUGGUGGUGAUGUGAUUGUGACUUACUAUACUCCAGAAAUCUUAAAAUGGUUAAAAGAUGUAUCAAUAUUAUAAAUAAUAUUAUAUAUUUUACUGUGGACGUGGUAUAUUUGCUGUAGUAUUAUAAUUAUUUUUUUUUUGUUUGACCGGGUAUAUGUCCAGACUACUUCAGGGGUUAAAUUGGUUGUCUGACAAGAGUUUUAUUUUUAUCUGUUAUGCAUUAUUAAGGUAAUGGUGGUGUCUUUUCCUAAACAGUCUUCUAUACAUAAAGUGAUAAUAUGUACUCACACCAUCUACAAUAUUGUCAAUUUACAUUGGAAUCACUGCCAUUAAUUUAAGAUAAACUUUAUACCCAUUGCUCUGUGACUAAAAGUUUUCAAAAUUAUUUAUAAAGUAUUAAAGUGACUAUUAUAAAGCUGUAAAAAUACUACUUGUGCCCAUAAAUUGAAAUUUAGAAUUAAUUAUAUAACUGUUUCUAUUUACAUACUUAAGUAUAUAGUUCAUUAUGAUAUUACUAUAAUAUUAUAUGAAACACUAACAAUUAUUUUUUGCUAGUGUUUUUAUAGUAUGUCACUUAUGAGAAGCCUAACUGCCUAAGAUUAAUGAGUAAAUAUUAAAAUAUACUAGGUACCAGUAGUACCACUUUAGUCUACAUAGCUUUAUGUCUUGUAGUUAAUUUAAUUUGGGUAAAUGUAUUUGAUUGUAAUAAAAAAUGAAAAAUAAAUAUUACUUGGUAAAUUA